Messenger RNA from Ostertagia ostertagi, 357 nucleotides. Lineage: Eukaryota; Metazoa; Nematoda; Chromadorea; Rhabditida; Trichostrongylidae. The record is from the annotation of a GenBank genome assembly.
AUGUAUCCACCGGCUCGAUACUCGAAUGGGCAAGCAAUACUCUGUGGUGCUGGUCCUCAAAUGAUGUUCCAUGGUGGCACGACGCCCUCUCCAAAAAUCACCCCGAAACUCAAUGAAGACGGUUGUCCAUUGGACCACAAGUGCGUCAUGGGUGCAUUUUUCGGAUUCUGCUGCAACCGAGCCAACGAAGAUCGAUUCAAUGUUGCUUAUCAUCCGAAAUGUAGCAAUGGUCGUGAGCCAUACUCGGAAGCGAUGGAUUCGUGGCGGGAGAUCCGAUUCGGGAAGUCGUGUAAGGAUAACUUCUGUCCUUCAGGAUAUAAGUGCCAUGAUGCCGACAUCUUCGCUUAUUGUUGCUGA